CCCUGAUAUCCAUCCAGACUGUUUGGAGCAUCCUGAGGCCGCUCCUUGAGGGGGGGGUGGGGUACUGUCAGGAAUGGACUUUCCAAUGGUGGUGGGACUCACCUGCCUUGUGGGCUGCAGUACCAGAGCUGGCCAGCGGGUGCUCUCAGCAACCAGAGGCUCACUCCUGCAGUCAGCCAUCACCUGAGGCUGAUUGCAGGUGGUGUAUUUAAGGAAUGGCCAGACCUGCAGUCAGUGCCUUGUUGUACUGUUUCGCUUGGCCCCGGUAUCCUGAUCCUGCUUGCUUCUGUCCUGAUUCUGCACGAACUCUGCCUGUACUGACCUCGGCUAGUCCUGACCACUCUCCCCGCCUGCUCCUGGUACCUUGUUUGCCCGUUUGCUACCGACCCGGCCUGCCU
Molecule: messenger RNA, 398 nt
Organism: Staurois parvus
Lineage: Eukaryota; Metazoa; Chordata; Amphibia; Anura; Ranidae
Source: the annotation of a GenBank genome assembly